Molecule: messenger RNA, 540 nt
Organism: Meloidogyne enterolobii
Lineage: Eukaryota; Metazoa; Nematoda; Chromadorea; Rhabditida; Meloidogynidae
Source: the annotation of a GenBank genome assembly
AUGGACAAAGCUUAUGAAGAUGCUAGAAGGGAAAUUGCUGAGUUUAAAAAGAAGAGAGAGGAGCAACACCAAAAAUAUGUUAUCAGACUUCAGAAAGAAGAACUCGAUUAUGCAGCGAUUUUGGAAAAUAAAAAUCGGGCAAAACUUCGAGAAAUAGACAAAAUGGUUACUAAAAACCGUGAUAAUGUAAUUGAUGAUAUAAUGAAGGUUGUUUUAAAAAUACAGCCAAUAAUGCAUCACAAUGUGCCGGAUUUGAGAAAAGCGAAGCAAAUAAAAAGUUCCUCCACUCAACUAAUUUCCAAACGGCCAAGUCAAACUUUUUCGGAAAAAAAUCAACAAAGAGCCAAAAUUCUUCCUAUUGUAAGAAAAAUUACUUACAAAGAGCCUAGCAUUUCUUCCGAAUCCUCCACUUCGAGUUCAACAUCAAGUUCAACCUCUUCAGAAUUGUCUACAAGAGAGCAAAAUAAAAGCCGUCAGAAAAGUCAAAAGGAAAAUAAUCGAAAGAAACAAAAUAAUAUUUCGAAGAGAAAAAAUAAUUAG